GUUUUACGAUGUUAUUUCAGGAGAUCUGACUGCCCCACCUGUAAUCAAAGAACCCUCUCAAAUACUAAAUGUGGAAUGGAUACAAGUUGCUCUAAAUGUAGCAAGUGCAAGAUGCAUUGUUUUUGUAAAG
This is a messenger RNA of Dentiscutata erythropus, 130 nucleotides long. The record is from the annotation of a GenBank genome assembly. NCBI's taxonomy places the organism in Eukaryota, Fungi, Glomeromycota, Glomeromycetes, Diversisporales, Gigasporaceae.